ACGACUCUCGUGUCCUCCCUAUUCUUCUACUCUAAACACUCAAUGGCUCAGCCUCACAAGAGGUUUGGAAUCCGAGACUGGAGUGCCUAGAGUCGUGUCCGUCAAAACUGGAUGCUCUACUAUCCUCCUAUCCUCUUACUCUCUUGUCUGUGGAUGCUGUGGGAUUUUGGAUAUUGAAUACGUCUUUCUUUGCAUCUCUCCUACUAGGCUCGGCUGCUGCUGCUGCUACUUUUAGAGGUUUGUGACACUGUUUUGGUUGGAAUGUGUUUCUGGCUGCUGGCGACAGUUCUUGUCCGUGAAAUCUCUCUCUAUACUGGUUGUAUUUUCACAGAGGAGUUAUAGAUCUAGACUUUUUGAAGGCCUCCGGGACUCCUUGAACUCCACCUGCUGGUAUUGUACAGGGCAUGCACAGAAGUUGCCGUUCAGAGAUUGUGUUUGUGUGCAAGCUCAGCUUUUCUCACCUCUGCAGCUUAUUGGUAAGGAGAGAAGAAUAGAGGUGGAACCGACACAAGUAGUGAGACAGACUCUACUGCAGCCCCUGUGUACUGUACACACCAGAGCCUGCAUGUGCUAAGUUAGCCCACCAGAAGGCUGGCCAGUACCAACACAAGACUCAAGCACGUACACACACACACACAGAGACACACACACUCAUAAACAGCAACAUCCUCUGCUGUAAGAGGAUGACGUUUGCUGUAAUACUGCAUUGCACUCUGGGGCCAGAAAAGUGAAAGAAGAGACGACUAAAAGAGGAUCAGAAGAGAAGAGGAGGGGAAGAAAACUACAAUCUGGUAGCAGCUCACCUCCAUGGGGAAACGGAAGUAGAAGAGCACGGAUUGAUGAACUGACCAAAAGAGAUAACGACCAAUGUGAUAGAGCACAGCUAAACUGACAGUCAGUCUAAAGAGAGAUAACUGACGGACUGUUUAAAGAGAGAGAUAAAGACCGUAGUGAGAUGAGAGCAGAACUGAACAUGAACUCUUCCUCGUCCGAUGUGAACCAAAGCAGCUCUCCUUUCUGCCUGCUGGGCCUGGGCUACUCCCAUACCCUCAACACUUGCGUGCUGGAGGCGGCCGUCAUUCUCUUCCUCACUAUCCUCAUCAUCAGCGGCAACCUGAUGGUGAUCUUCGUGUUCCACUGUGCUCCGCUGCUCCACCACCACACCACCAGCCACUUCAUCCAGACCAUGGCCUAUGCAGACCUCCUGGUGGGGGUGAGCUGUCUGGUGCCCUCCCUGUCCCUGCUCCACUACCUCAAGGGGUUGGACGAGGAGCUCACCUGUCAGGUGUUCGGCUACCUGGUGUCUGUGCUGAAGAGCGUGUCCAUGGUGUCUCUUGCUUGUAUUAGUAUUGACCGCUACAUCGCCGUCACACAGCCAUUCUCCUACGCCACACUCGUCACACCAUGCCGCCUGCGCGUCUGCAUUUGCCUCAUCUGGCUCUACUCCGCCCUCAUUUUCCUGCCCUCCUUCUUUGGCUGGGGGAAGCCCGGCUACCAUGGGGACAUAUUUCGCUGGUGUGCGACCUCGUGGCAGACCGAUCCGGGCUUCAGCUCGUUCAUCGCGGCUCUGCUCUAUGCGCCGGCCGCCCUCACUGUGUGUUUCACCUAUGGGAGUAUCUUCCGUAUCUGCCGUCAGCACACCAGGGAGAUCACCCAGCGCCACGCACGCUUCGGCCCCCAGGGGAACGAGAGGGGCGAGCGUGGCGAAGGGUGCCCGGAUAAACGCUAUGCCAUGGUGCUGUUCCGAAUCACCAGUGUGUUCUACGUGCUCUGGAUGCCCUACAUCCUUUACUUCCUGCUGGAGAGCGCCGGACUCUACCGCCACCUGGUGGCCUCAUUCCUCACCACAUGGCUAGCCAUCAGCAACAGCUUCUGCAACUGCCUCAUCUAUAGUCUCUCCAACAGCGUGUUCCGGAAGGGCCUGGGCCGCCUGUUCAGGCAACUCUGCUCCCCCUGUCAGGGACUGGGAUGCUGCAUGGAGGGGAAGAAGGGUCCCGCUCUACCCAGGCCGCACCCAGCCCCAGCCUGCCAUGUGUAACAAUCUCCUACAGACACUGUCUAGUUGGUUAGCUACCCACUGGGCACAGAUGUCAGUUCAACAUCUAUUCCAUAUUGGUUCAAAGUCAUUUCAUUUAAAUGACGUGGACACAAUGUUGAUUCAAACUGUUGUGCCCAGUGGGUACAGUAAGCUUUGGCCUUGGCUCCAGCCCCUGGUGAGUGCAGUGUAUUACUACUGCAUUGCAUGUGACAGGUUGUAUUUCUACAGUAGUAGUACAUAGAGCUCCCUAUGGCCAGGUCAGAGGGGUGGUUUGCAGGCAGGAGCUGGAGGGGUCUUCUUCUGGAGUGUUCUCCCAAGCGGGGCUGCUGAUUUCUGGCUGGGUGGAUCACCACCACGUGUGAAGGAGAAGGUUUGUGGUUGUAUAUAUGGAUAUCAGAAUGGAGCUGAGGAGAAAAAAAGGCACACAUUUCUCUGUGGGUUUUGAAGAGGAUCAACUCCAAUCUUACAGCUUUGGUGCCGAGUUUAGGUGCCUGUGAACCUAAUAUCUUCCCAAUGCAAAAAAAGGACAAUAUCAGCACAUCACGACUUGUACUGUGUAAACCACUGUAGUGCAAAAAGUUAUUUCAACAUUGAUUCAAGACUGUUUAAUCGUCUUUGUUCUUACGGGGUAGACAUUAGUGAUGCAAAAAAGUAUUUUAGAAACAUAAAAACACUUGAAAUAUACUGUUUUUCUUCUCUUAUAUUGCGACAAAUAGUUUACAUUUUGUAGCCGUCAGAUAAUGUGAUGAUGAUAUUGUGCGCUACAGUAGACUGUAGCAUACAGAGAGGAUGAGUGGUGUGAAAAGGACUGGGAACAGUUGGUUUCCUAGAAAAAAAUACUUGAGGUUUAUUCCGUAGCUUGUUUGUAUUUUAUGCAAGGGAUUCUUCUCUUUUGAAGUUGGGUGUUAGAAGUGAGAGCCAAGAAUGUCUAUGAAGUGUUCGAGUUUCAUAGAGGAAUGUUGAUGUAUGAAUUAGCCGAUUUUUGCAAGAUGGCAUUCUGGUUUAUCAUGGACCACCAAUUCAUUCUGAAUUCUCAGCAAGGAGACAAAUUGAUUUAUUUGAGUAUUUUAUUCUCUGUCCAUGUUUCCUGAGGUCGAACAUCAGUUGUUAGUUUACCCUCAAUGGCUGAUGCAUUUAGACUGGUCUUGAGGCUACAAAAUGCACAAUUUACUCAUCAUAAUCUGACAGCAAUAACAUAAGUAAGAUUUUCUUAUAGAUUGGAAUUGCAGCAUGUUAAGCAUACUACCGAACAAGAUGCACAACACAAAGAGAGACACAAUCAUUACUGUGUGUGUGGUCUUACUGUUGAGCUGUUCUCUCACUCUGUGCCCUUUGGCUCCUGUUAGCUGUAAAGAUGAGCUGAGUGGCAGAGCAGCACAUGUACAGUAGGCUACCAGAGAGCCAGAUUGUCUUUCUAGAAGUCAGAGGGGUCAUUAAGACAAUAUGAUUUGAAGGGUUUUAUACAAAGUAGGUUUAUAUGGAUCUACCGUGGGUCUCGAAAGCUUUUAUGGGAAAUAUACUUGUGAAUUGCUAAUAGGUUUUUAUGUGAACUAGGUUUAUGUGCAAAUAUAU
Oncorhynchus masou masou (cherry salmon) is the source of this 3610-nucleotide messenger RNA. RefSeq names its product probable G-protein coupled receptor 21. Gene Ontology annotation, molecular function: G protein-coupled photoreceptor activity. The coding region runs from base 956 to 2038 and encodes 360 amino acids. Gene Ontology annotation, biological process: cellular response to light stimulus; G protein-coupled receptor signaling pathway; phototransduction. Gene Ontology annotation, cellular component: plasma membrane. The transcript has a single exon. The record is from RefSeq and is a predicted model, not a curated record. NCBI's taxonomy places the organism in Eukaryota, Metazoa, Chordata, Actinopteri, Salmoniformes, Salmonidae.